AUGCCGAAAAAGAACAAAUCCUUUAAAAUAUCAGACGUUUUAAAUAAAUGGUUAGAAUCAAGAAUUAAAUCAAGGUUGGAAAAGAAUGCUGGUGGAUUUUUAACAGCAGAACAAGCAUUGGAUGAUAUUAUUAAAGAAAUUACCAUAAAGUCAUUAUCUCAACUUCCAUUACCGGUAUUUUCUAUCUCAAUGAAAACUUUGGCUGAACUUGACGAAAAAAGUAAAUUGGAGAUGUUGGAAGGAUUAAUAGCAAUAACACCAAACCCUGAAUUUGCUUUUGCUGUUACUACAUCAUCAACAUCAUCUUUUUCUAAUGUUGGCAAUGGCGGUGUAGUAGUAGCAGAUAAAAUUCGGGAUUAUUUGGUUUCCAUUCUUUUACCAACAACAACAACAACUUCUUCUUCUUCGCAAGAAAAUUCUACAAAAGUUUCAAUAGAAAUUCAGCCAAGAUUUUUAAAUAUUGUAAAUACUGUUUUAAAAGAAUCCUAUGACUCUUAA
Messenger RNA from Entrophospora sp. SA101, 498 nucleotides. The record is from the annotation of a GenBank genome assembly. Lineage: Eukaryota; Fungi; Glomeromycota; Glomeromycetes; Entrophosporales; Entrophosporaceae.